AUGAGCAGCACAAUCCAGAUCACGGCCACGCUGCCGGCGCUGCCAGAGGGCUGGAGCGCUGAGAAGGACUUCAAGGCUGUUGGCAAGCUGUCCGACGUUCCCAAGCGCAGCAUCGAGCCUGUUGGACCACAAUUCUUGGCUCAUGCCAGGAGACGCCGUCACAAGCGCACGUUCUCUGAGGACGAGAAGAUUGAGGCCAGCAAGCAGGUCGUGAAGGAGGCUGACCAGAAGGACGAUGACAUCGACGACGUUACCGAUCCUAUGCUUCUCCAGCGUGAGGCCAAGGACUGGAAGUCUCAGGACCACUAUGCUGUACUUGGUCUAGGCCGCUGGAGAUGGCGCGCAACAGAGGACCAGAUCCGCCGAGCCCACCGAAAGGCUGUCUUGCAGCAUCACCCCGACAAGAAGGCUGCAGCCGGCAAGGAAGAGAACGACCAGUUCUUCAAGUGCAUCGGCCGUGCUACCGAAGUCCUCUCCGACCCAGUCAAGCGCCGACAAUUCGACAGUGUUGACGAGGCUGCCGAUGUCGAGCCACCGACCAAGAAGGACGUACAAAAGAAGCCAGGAAACUUCUACAAGCUGUGGGGCAAGGUCUUUGAGUCCGAAGGUCGCUUCUCCAAGAAGCAGCCUGUGCCCAAGUUCGGCAACGACGACAGCACGAAAGAGCACGUCGAAGAGUUCUACAACUUCUUCUACAGCUUCGACUCAUGGCGAUCGUUCGAGUAUCUCGACGAGGAUGUUCCCGAUGACAACGAGAGCCGUGACCAGAAGCGUCACAUGGAGAGGAAGAACAACAACAACCGCAAGAAGCGCAAGAACGAGGAUGUUCAGCGUCUGCGCCAGUUGGUUGAUCAGGCUCUGGCACAGGAUGAGCGCAUCAAGAAGUUCAGACAAGAAGGUAACAAGGAGAAGAACAAGAAGCGUCUCGAAAAGGAGGCUGCAGAGAAGGCUGCCAAGGAGGAGGUAGAGCGCAAGAAGGCGGAAGAGGCCAAGGCAGCUGCUGAGAAGGAGGCUGCUGAUAAGGCUGCGAGGGAAGAGUCCAAGAAGGGCAAGGAGGCGGCCAAGAACGCAGCGAAGAAGAACAAGCGUGUCAUUCGUGGUGCUGCAAAGGAUGCCAACUACUUCACGGAUGGCGAGGCCAGCCCAGCACAGAUCGAUGGCGCGCUUAACGACACGGAUGCGCUCAUCCUCAAGCUCGACAACGAGGAGAUCGCUGCUCUGACUGCCAAGCUGCAGGGCAAGACUGACAAGGCAGAGAUCAAGAGCAUCUUCCAGGAGUAUGCAAAGGAGAAGGGUCUUGCAACCAAGACUCUUGCUUAG
Fulvia fulva is the source of this 1320-nucleotide messenger RNA. Its product is annotated as Zuotin. Gene Ontology annotation, molecular function: ribosome binding; Hsp70 protein binding. The transcript has 2 exons. The record is from RefSeq and is a predicted model, not a curated record. Lineage: Eukaryota; Fungi; Ascomycota; Dothideomycetes; Mycosphaerellales; Mycosphaerellaceae. Bases 1 to 1320 code for a protein of 439 amino acids. Gene Ontology annotation, cellular component: cytosol. Gene Ontology annotation, biological process: regulation of translational fidelity; 'de novo' cotranslational protein folding.